Messenger RNA from Australozyma saopauloensis, 1482 nucleotides. RefSeq lists its product as uncharacterized. The transcript has a single exon. The record is from RefSeq and is a predicted model, not a curated record. Lineage: Eukaryota; Fungi; Ascomycota; Pichiomycetes; Serinales; Metschnikowiaceae. The coding region runs from base 1 to 1482 and encodes 493 amino acids.
AUGCAUCUUGACGCUCCGAGGUGGAAAGCCCGGAUUCUUGCCAGCCGGGACCCACGUCCAACUAGUGGGUCCUUCGUCUCCACUUAUCAAAUUGUUCGAAAUUUCGAAGCUGCUCUUGAAUCUAUGGAACGCGAUCCAACAAUCGCGUAUAUGCUAUUCAGAGUCAUCCACGAAGCAUUUGGGAAAUGUAGCUACACGAGACCGAUGCCAUUUGCCAGAUUGCCAUCGAAUCGUCGUGAAUUAGGGUAUGGUGCAGAUGUCUUGGACACUCUAGUCUCCAAUCCAGAUUUGAGCUUCAAAUUGGCAUUGCAGUUCCUAAGUGCGAUGCGGAUUCAACCUUCCACUGAAAGAACUCUUGGCAUCGAUUUGCGAUACCCGGGCGAAGCUGAAGUGAACGCACUCAUUCAGCUUAUGGAACAGGAUUGUUUCGAGGGCCCUCGAUUAAUGUCACGGAUUUAUCAAUGGGUCUAUGCUGAAAUGUCAGAAGCUUUCGUGCAUCUAUUAAAAAAGCCAUUUGGAUCGUAUAAGCCAAGUUAUAGCGAGCAAUGUUUGAGUAAAUCUUCACCCCGUGAUCCAUUUAGUCCCAGAGAGGGGUUACUCAAUGAUCUUCAGAGACGUUUGUUGCGAGAGAUAGUGGUGCAUUUGGUGUAUGAAAUAGUGAAAGAAGGAGAGGUUUGCUCCCUUUUUGAGUUGAACCCACUAGUUGAAGCUCUACUUCGAUCAUCUGGCAACCAGUUUGUCGCAGUCAUGUCAAAUCGUGCUUCCUUGGACCUCGUCGAUCCAUCUUCUCACUCAGAGCACACUGAUCUGAGUGUGCGACAAGAAUUGCAAACAGGGUCUCUCUACGAACAAUAUUUGAGUUCUAUGAUGUCCUCUUUGAAAUUCACAAGUGCUCAUCCGGCAUUUGUAGAUGCCAGAAUUCUCCUCACCGAAUUCAGGACCGCGGUGGGCCAGGCGUUCUUGAAGGGGUUCGCCAAAACUCUAUGCCAUCCUAUCAAAACAAUCUACAUUGAUAUGCUCGUUUCAGCGAGUGCACUCCUUAACGGGACACCGGACCAGGAGAUACUGCACUCUUCGCCUCAAUGCUGCCGAGAGGCGCCCAUGUUUAUCAAAGCCCUUUUAACACCAACAGGCUUUUUUGUCUUCGAUUCAAUCGUCCAUGCAUCAGAGUUUCCUGCCUUUAGAGCUCUUGUAAAAGAGAUUCUUGUGUCUGGAAAGGUGAACGCAAAGACACUUUUCUCCAUGGCUGUCGCAAUGAAGGAGCAUUGGAACCUCGAGAUUGAUCUGAAGUCCUUAAGCGACUUGCAUGGAGUCCUUCAUUCGUUCACCUGCAUCUCCUUUGUUCUUGCAUCGUACCAAGAAUUUGUCUCUCCAAGACUGUUGUCGAAUACAUUAAAGGAGUAUUUCGGAAGUCAACAGGUUCCAUCUUCUUGGCUUUCUAAGGCUACUGAGAAUUGGUAUCGAGAAAGAAUUGUCGAAUAG